Molecule: messenger RNA, 2763 nt
Organism: Pestalotiopsis fici W106-1
Lineage: Eukaryota; Fungi; Ascomycota; Sordariomycetes; Amphisphaeriales; Sporocadaceae
Exons: 1
Coding region: 1-2763 (920 amino acids)
Source: RefSeq, a predicted model, not a curated record
AUGCAUUGUGCCGUUUCCUAUUUGGUCGCAGUCACAGGCUUUGCGAGCCUGGCCUUUUCGCAAAGUAUCUUGAAUGGUACUGUUGACGAGGUGUCAGUUCGUUGGCUUGAGGGAGCACCAAGCGUGAACUUGGGUACCACGUUUGGCUUGCCUUGGCCUCGUGGAAAACUUUCUGCAAACUCAACCACCUUUGCAGCAGCCGAUGCACAAGGCGAUCAGGUCCAACUCCAGUCAUGGAUCACUGCAUACUGGCCCGACGAAUCCAUCAAGUGGACUGGACAUGCGAUUGGCGCAUCAGAGUCUGUGUCGGAAGAAUAUGUCGUGAAGCCGUCCAGUGCUGCCUCCAACUUGACGGAAUCCACCUCCAAGCGCAGAGCAACUGGCCUGAUAGUCACUGAGUCCAACGACGACAUUGCGGUCAACACAGGAAAGAUUACUGCCACUUUCAAAAAGUCAGGGUCUGUUUUGAUUAGCUCUAUCGAAAGCGCCAGUGGCAAGACUAUUGGCCAGAACGGCUUGCUCGUACUCCAAUCCCAGUCCUCGAUUGUGGACGAUGAUUCAACCGGAAGUCAACCGGACAAGUUGGCCUUUGAGAGCGAAAUUGAGGAGACUACCGUGACCGAAGAAAACGACGUGCGCAGCCUGGUGACUGUCAAGGGCAGACACCAUUCUUUGGCUGGUGGGCAUCAAUCAUGGCUACAGUUUACUCUCCGAUUCUAUCUAUACCAGGAUUCCGAAGCAAUUAGAGUUGUCCACACGGUAAUAUAUGACGGAGAUCAAGAAAAAGACUUCAUCACAGGUAUUGGAAUACGCUUUGAUGUUCCAUUAUCCGACCAACUCUACAACCGCCACGUUCGCUUGGCCGGGGUUGAUGGGGGGUUCCUCAGUGAAGCAGUCCAGGGCAUUACUGGUCUCCGACGAGACCCUGGACAGGCGGUUCGUGCUGCGCAAAUUCAGGGCGAGGAAACCCCUAAUAUCACUACCUGGGACACACGAGUGUCAUCAGCAAUACAAUGGAUCCCCUCGUGGAGUGACUACAGUCUGACGCAACUGUCUCCUGAUGGAUUCACUCUCAAAAAACGCACAAAGGCCGGGUACACUUGGAUCAACAUUCCAGGUGGCAAUCGUUCUGAAGGGCUUGCAUAUCUUGGUGGUGCCCUUGGAGGCGGCUUAGCUAUCGGCCUACGCGACUUCUGGAAACGCUACCCGACUGGUUUGGACAUUCGAAAUGCUGCCAGUGAUGUAGGUCAAAUCACACUGUGGUUGUACAGUCCAGCAGGCCCUGCUAUGGACCUCCGCCCAUUCCAUGAUUCCAUGGGAGAGGAUACCUAUACUGAACAACUUGCCGCCUUGGAUAUCACCUACGAGGACUGGGAGGGAGGAUAUGACACUCCGUAUGGAGUUGCCAGGACAUCAGAAGUAUUUCUAUUUGGUUUUGACUCUACCCCCUCUUCCGAUGCCCUGGCAGACUUUGCGGCCUACAUGAAUGAGCCUCCCCUGCUAGUUGCCGAACCCGACUACCUCAAGGACACCAAAGCCAUUGGAACGUACUGGAGCACUCCGGACAACUCUUCUACUGCUUCAGAGACUAUUGAAGAGCAUCUGGAUUUCCUCAUACAAUACUAUCAAGGACAAGUCGAACAACGCAAAUGGUAUGGGUACUGGGACCACGGAGACAUUAUGCAUACAUAUGACGCGGAUCGACACACUUGGCGCUACGAUGUUGGUGGCUACGCAUGGGACAAUUCAGAAUUGUCGCCCGAUUUAUUCUUCUGGGCAUACUUUUUGAGAACUGGCCGUUCAGACGUAUUCCGGUUUGCUGAGGCCCAAGUACGACACUCUUCCGAGGUGGAUAUGUAUCACAUUGGCAACUUCUCAGGUCUAGGUACGCGACAUGGUGUUCUUCAUUGGGGCGACAGCGCAAAACAGAUCCGCAUCUCGACAACAAUCUAUCGCAAGGCGUUCUAUUACAUCUCUGGGGGCGAUGAACGCAUCGGUGACGUAGUUCACGGUGUUCUGGAUGCCGAGCAAGCUUUCUACCUGGUUGAUGCUAGAAGAAAGGUACGACCAGCCAAUGUGACAUAUGUCCCUGAUCGUGAGGCUCUGUAUAUCAAUAUUGGUCUCGACUGGAUCGGCCUUGUGGGCGCAUGGCUCAUGGAGUGGGAACGACACGGUCCCCGUUGGGAAGAAGCCAAAGCCAAAUUGUACAAGGGCAUGGAAGGAAUAGUAGGGCUCAAGUAUGGGUUCGUCACGGGUGAAGCGCUGUACAAUUCCAGCGACGGUUCCUGGUCACCACCACCCACUGACCCCGAAAACAACGGCAUUGCCGUACUGUCGCAUCUCGAUGCCGUCUUUGGUCUGCAAGAAAUCAUUACUCAAUUAUAUGAUCACACCGACGGUGACCUGCCGGAAGGAUUUCUCGACGCGUAUCUCGAAUACUGCUACUACUAUGGAGCUAGUAGUGCUGAACAAGCGGCUCGUUAUGGCAGCAAAUUUUCCGGUCUGAGCCUGUAUCAGGGGCAUUCACGUCUCACAGCAUACCUCGCUUCCAAAACCCAGAACGAGACACUUGCAGCGCGUGCCUGGAGCGAGUUCAACAAAGACGGGCUUUUGUCAACGUCACCAUGGGCCACUGUUCAUAUUGCCAAUAGUUCUGUUUUGGCUCCCAUUGAUGAUGCUGGCUGGCUUGCUACCAAUGAUGCUGCACUUUAUGGAUUGGCUGCCAUUGAGAACUUGCACUACGUGGGGAGCUCGCUCCAAUAA